This is a messenger RNA of Andrographis paniculata, 1871 nucleotides long. RefSeq lists its product as uncharacterized. The transcript has 10 exons. The record is from RefSeq and is a predicted model, not a curated record. Gene Ontology annotation, cellular component: vacuole. NCBI's taxonomy places the organism in Eukaryota, Viridiplantae, Streptophyta, Magnoliopsida, Lamiales, Acanthaceae. Gene Ontology annotation, biological process: proteolysis. Bases 21 to 1568 code for a protein of 515 amino acids. Gene Ontology annotation, molecular function: serine-type exopeptidase activity; dipeptidyl-peptidase activity.
GCAGAGCUCAGUACUCAACAAUGGCAGACUUUCCCAAGCCGCCGUUACUUCCUCUGAUUUCCUUAUUCCUUGUCGCCUUCUUCCAUCCAGUACUCUCAUCUCGGUUCAUCCGCUCUCCGGGAGGAGCCGCCUCCCGCUUUCUCGGCAAGUUCGCCGCCGGCGGGGGUUCGGGAGCUACGCCUUACUCGUACGAGACUCGGUACUUCGAGCAGAAUCUCGAUCACUUCGGAUUUUCGGAACUGCCUUCCUUCCGUCAACGCUACCUCAUUAACACUGAGCAUUGGGCGGGUCCCGAGCAGCUCGGUCCGAUCUUUUUUUACUGCGGGAAUGAAGGCGACAUCGAAUGGUUCGCUUCCAAUACCGGCUUCCUGUGGGAGAUCGCUCCUCGUUUUCGUGCCAUGGUCGUCUUUCCCGAGCAUAGGUACUAUGGAGAGUCGAUGCCGUAUGGCAGUAAGGAGGUGGCCUAUAAGAAUGUAACCACGCUAGCUCAUUUAACAGCUGAGCAAGCCCUUGCUGAUUUUGCUGUGUUGAUCACUGACUUGAAGAGGAAUUUGUCUGCCCAAGCUUGUCCUGUGGUGCUUUUUGGUGGAUCAUAUGGUGGAAUGUUGGCUGCGUGGAUGAGGCUGAAGUAUCCCCACAUUGCCAUUGGGGCGCUCGCUUCUUCAGCGCCAGUGCUUCAAUUUGAGGAUGUUGUGCCUCCGGAGACAUUUUACGAUAUUGUCUCUAAUGGCUUCAGACGUGAGAGUGUUAGCUGCUUUAAUUCUAUAAAAGAAUCAUGGGAUGCAAUAGAAACCGAGGCACAUAAAAGUAACGGGCUUUCUUAUUUGACUAAAGCUUUUGGUUUUUGCAGGAAACUAAAGAGUGUUGAUGAUCUUUAUGACUGGCUGGAGUCGGCUUAUAGUUAUUUGGCAAUGGCAAACUAUCCAUACCCAUCCGACUUUCUAAUGCCCUUGCCUGGAAAUCCAAUUAAGGAGGUAUGUAGGAAGAUUGAUGACUUUCCCAAUGGGACUGAUGUCUUGAAGCGCAUAUUCGCUGGAGUUAGCGUUUAUUACAAUUACACUGGUAGAGUUGAUUGCUUCGAUGUGGAUGAUGACCCUCAUGGUAUGAGUGGGUGGAAUUGGCAGGCCUGCACCGAGAUGGUAAUGCCUAUGUCCAGUAGCAGGAAUGGUAGCAUGUUUCCAACAUACGACUAUAACUACUCUUCCAUGGUAGAGUGGUGUUUCAAGAGUUAUCAUGUCAAGCCCAGACCUAACUGGAUAACUACUGAAUUUGGUGGACAUGGAUUCAAGAAAGUCCUGGGAAACUUUGGAAGCAAUAUCAUUUUCUCGAAUGGGCUAUUGGACCCCUGGAGCGGUGGCAGUGUUUUGGAGUCUGUAUCCGAAACCAUUGUAGCUCUUGUAACAGAAAAAGGUGCCCAUCACUUGGAUUUGCGACCGGCAACUGCCGAGGAUCCUGACUGGCUGCUGGAGCAGAGGGCCGUCGAAGUCAAGUUGAUUCGCGGAUGGUUGGAUGAAUACUUCGAGAAGACAACGAAGAAGAAGAAGAUCAUAAGAGUUUUUGAUAUGUAACAAAUUUGAAUUCAGACAGCCUUGUCUGUUUUGUUCCAAACUAUCUUACGGGUGACGAUGGUCUAAAGCUCUAUCUAAAGCACUGAUGCAUGUUAUAAUAUUAGAAUAGUAUUAAUUAUUGAUGUUUUCAGUUAUAUUAGUAAAGGAAACAACAGAGACAGUAUGGAGCAUUGACGGAUGAUGAAGGGUAGUGUGUAAUUAAUGAGGAGAGAGAGUAAUUAAUUAGGUUGUACUGUACUGGCUGGACCGCUAGGAAAUAACGGUUUAUUUAUUUAGUCACCAAACAUCCAAUUUUUACUAUUG